Rhodotorula toruloides NP11 is the source of this 1740-nucleotide messenger RNA. RefSeq names its product autophagy-related protein 22. The record is from RefSeq and is a predicted model, not a curated record. Gene Ontology annotation, biological process: amino acid transmembrane export from vacuole. The transcript has 7 exons. NCBI's taxonomy places the organism in Eukaryota, Fungi, Basidiomycota, Microbotryomycetes, Sporidiobolales, Sporidiobolaceae. The coding region runs from base 1 to 1740 and encodes 579 amino acids.
AUGCUCUCCCGCCCGCCCGUCGAACCGCCAGACUCGGCUCUCUCGGACGGGGAAGACGCAGCGCUCCUCUCACGCUACGGCCGCACCGCCGGGCCCUCCGACACACCAGAGCAAUCCGAAGUAGCCUAUACAUGCCAGCUGCGGGGCGUCUACGCCUACAGCAUCGCGAGCGAGGUCUUUCCGAUCGUCACUGGCACGCUGUUGCUACCGGUCUUGCUUGAGACGUAUGCGAGGCAGAACGGGGUUUUGGCGCCUAAGAAAGUGGUCGCUUGUCCGCCCUCUGGACUGGGAGGAGCAGGGGAGGGAGACGAGGCGGCGAGGUGUGUCGUCAGGCUUGCAGGAGUGUGGUUGGAUACGGCUUCGUUCUCCUUGAUCACCUAUUCGGCGUCGGUCUUCGUCCAAGCCCUGACGGUCAUCUCCAUGGGAGGGCUCGCGGACGACCCCUGGAUGCGACAUCGACUACUCACUCUCUUCGCCGCGUCGGGCUCAAUCCUCUGCAUCCUCUUCCUCUUUCUCCCGUCGGCUUCGGCGGUUUGGCCGCUAUGCACCCUGCUCGCCCUCGGGGCAAAUGUCGCUUUCGGCGCUUCGAUCGUUUGCCUGAACUCCUACCUCCCCGAUCUCGGUCGUCGACACCCCACCGUCCUUCUUGCGCAAGCCGCCCUCCUCAACGCCCGCCAAUCUUACGCACGGCAUAGACGCGAAUCCGUCACCUCAUCCAACACCCUCCUCUCUGCUUCUCAGCACCUCGCGCGCGCAACAGACGCAUACACAACCGCGAAAGGUAAAGCUACAGGAGAGAUCAGUGCAAGGGCGAUCGCGGUUGGGUAUGGAGCGGGGAUUGCGGUGCUUGUUGCGCUGCUGCCGGUGUUGAGGUGGCUCGGCGAAGGCGAGGUGGAUGGGACGUGGCCGCUGAGAGUAGGAGUGGCGAUCAGCGGGCUGUGGUGGAUCAUCGGGACCAUUCCUGCGUCAAUCUGGCUUCGCCCAACGUCAAGCAUCGUCAAGUUGAUCAGCUCGAGCGCGAAGGCAACCUCGCUACGCAGCCAUAUCGCGCAGGGGUGGCGAGGGCUGGGCAAGAUGCUGCGGGAAUGGAGGAGGCUGCCUGCGACGUUCGUCUUCCUCGGCGCAUGGUUCAUCCUUAGCGAUUGCUUCGCCACGAUCACCUCGACGGCGAUUCUCUUUGCCAAGACGACGCUCAACCUCCCGACUUCGUCCCUUGUCCUCAUCUCCAUCCUCACGCCCCUCGCUGGACUCGUCGGUGCCCUCGCCUUCCCCAUCCUGCAACACCGCCUGCACCUGACGACACACCGGACGCUCCUCCUCCUCGUCUCGCUCGCGACCAUCAUUCCGCUCUGGGGCCUCGUCGCCCUCCGCACCUCGACGCAAAUGUACCUCCUCGCCUGCGUCUUCGGCGCCAUCUAUGGCGCCUUCCAAGCCCUCAUGCGCGCAUGCUUCUCCGAGCUCAUCCCGAGUUCGCAGAGCGCGCAGUGGUUCGGCGUGUACAGCGUCACGGACAAAGGGUCGAGCUUCCUCGGACCGCUGCUCGUCGCGUAUGUCACGCAGGUUACGGGUGACAUCCGCCACGGAUUUUGGGUCAUCCUCGUCCUCCUGCUCGCCUCGCUGCCGGUCCUCGCGAAGGUCGACAUGCGGAGAGGGUCGGAGGAUGCAGAGACUUUCGAUCGCGAGAUCAAGGCUCUCGCAGCAGACGAAGAGGUCCUCCCAGAAGAAGUAGACGACGUGUGA